AUGCAUGGUGACUUCGACCAUCCUAACACACAGAAUCUCGAAAAUACGUCGAAUCGAUGCGCGACGACCAGCACUUCCAACGGAAUGAUUAACCUCAAUUUCGACGAGGAAUGGUUGACCUACGAAAAACUCACGGAAAUCUUUCUGUUUCAAACGAUUUCGAAGGUGAAAUUGACCGAUCCUCAACCCGUUAGAUUGUGCAAGACGAUACAACAACAAGCGAAAUCCGUAGACGUGUUGAGACAUGUUCGCCAGUCUUCGAAAUUAGCGAAGAACAAAGUAGUAGUGGCUCUGAAAAAUGCGAACCAACCGGUUAUUUUCGAUAAAAGAGCGGAUGGGGAUAAGGCUAGGGAAGUUGCGCCAAUACCAAUGAGAAAAAGCCUCUUCCCAUACGUGUCUCCUUACGUUCUCUUCCAAAGCCACGAUCACGUGCCAACGAAAAAACUGCCAAGGGAUUUUGUUCAACUUUUCAAAUGGAAGUUCACUAGCUCCAUGCCCAGGAUAUUGAUCAGGAUCCUGGUCAAUUCUGGAUACGAAGUGGUGAACAAAGGAUCGGAUUGGUCCGCCGUUUGGAAUCUGUCUAGUAAAGACGUAAUGAGGUUUCGACGUAUGAAACCGUUUCAAAAGGUGAACAACAUGCCCGGCUCUCAUAAUAUAGGGGACAAGGAUUUAUUGUGGACUCACUUGAACAAAAUGUCGAAGAAAUUCGGAUCCGAUUACAACUUCAUGCCUCGUACGUACAUCCUACCCAAGGAGAUACAAAAAUUCGAGAGCAUGUGGAGCAGACACGGCAUAGGAACCACGUGGAUAAUCAAACCACCGUCCGCCGGUCGUGGCCAGGGUAUCAAGAUUGUUAAUCAAUGGUGGGAAAUACCAAAGUGGCAUUCGGUAAUCAUUCAACGAUACAUCACCAAGCCGAAACUAAUCAACGGAUUGAAAUUCGAUCUGCGAAUAUACGUUCUUCUAACAAGCAUCAAUCCGCUCAGAAUUUAUAUCUAUCAAGAGGGAUUGGUUCGUUUCGCUUCGGUUAGAUAUAUUCGUGGAACCAAUUUAAACGACAAAUAUAUGCACCUGACAAACAGUAGCGUGAACAAACAGAAUCCCGCAUACGUGAUGAACGAUGGAGUGAAUUCGUUCAAAGGGCAUAAAUGGUCCUUCUCGAGUUUAUGGUCCUAUCUAAAACAGGAGGACGUGAACGUUAGCGAAUUAUGGUCCCUGAUCAAGAAUAUCGUUAUCAAGACUUUCGUAGCCGUGGAAUCUAGCAUGAACGCUGCCAUUUCGGAAAAUCUUGUUUCCAGUUACAGCUGUUACGAAUUGUACGGAUUCGACGUGCUCCUCGACGAAAGUUUGAGACCCUGGUUACUCGAAGUCAACAUUCUACCGUCGUUGCAAACCGAUUCGCCACUCGAUACUUCCAUCAAGGGUACUUUGGUCAAAAACGUGUUGAACAUGGCUGGAUACCAGAUACCGAAAAACGAGCAAGUUUCGAGUAACGGUAUAUCCAACAAGAAGUACGACUCGAUCGCGCACAAUUACAAAUUGUACAGCACGGCAUUGAAUCUUCAAGAAAAGACGAAACAGAACGAGAUCAACGCGAUGGAGACACGAGACGAAUAUUUGACCAUUAUACUCGAGAAUUUGACCAGGGACGAUAUCAGACAGUUGAUUCGUUACGAGGACGAGCUCAGCCAGGUUGAAAACUUUGAGAAAAUCUUCCCUACCAAAAAUAGUUAUUGUUACUUCAAAUUCUUCGAAGUGAAGAGAUACUACGACCGAUUACUGGACGCUUGGGAAAAUCGUUAUUCGGACAACAGAAUGGAAGGGAUUCGUAGGCUGCAACGAUAUUGCGAGAAUAUGCAACAUCUAGAUCAAAACGAUUAG
Molecule: messenger RNA, 1881 nt
Organism: Apis laboriosa (Himalayan honeybee)
Lineage: Eukaryota; Metazoa; Arthropoda; Insecta; Hymenoptera; Apidae
Product: tubulin polyglutamylase TTLL4-like
Exons: 4
Coding region: 1-1881 (626 amino acids)
Biological process (GO): microtubule cytoskeleton organization; protein polyglutamylation
Cellular component (GO): cilium
Molecular function (GO): tubulin-glutamic acid ligase activity; tubulin binding
Source: RefSeq, a predicted model, not a curated record